AUGUCCUCGGACGCGGCGAUAGCAAAGCCCGCUUUCCUGCUUCCCACUCCACAAUCUCUGGCUCGCCCGCAGACACAUAUAGACACGGAGUUUGACUCUGGCGUCAACAGCUCUGCGGCGUGGACAGGCUCCCUAUCUCUGCAGUCUGAGAAUGCCACUCGCAACGGUGCUGCUCCCAAGCUCAAGUCUCUCUCCGAUGAAGAGCCGGAUGAUAGCGAUGAGGAGGAGGAGGAUUACGGGCCAGGCUGUCCCGCACGCGCGCUCUUUGUCUUUGAUGGCAAGCCGGAGUUUAGGGAGCUGACGUGCGUCGCCCCGGGCGAUGAGCUGGAGGUGCUAAAGGAAGAUGUGGGUGAUGGCUGGAGUCUCGUGAAGAUUGUCAAGUGCAGGGAAGAGCGCGAGCAGGGGCAUGAAGGAGAGAUUGGGCUCCUGCCCCACACAUUUUACACUGUGAAUUCCGCGUUCUGUUUGUUAGAGUUCACCGCAGAUUUCGCUCGUCUUCCUGGAUAUGCGGUGCCUUUGUCGCAUACUCGGACGCGGAGCAGAAAGGAAGCCUCAGGAUCUUCCAUCACGCCACGAGGAUCGCCUUCGCAAGGGUCUCAGGCAUUACCGUUGGUUCCGCAAACAACAGGCGAGUGGUUCCCCAGUUUUCGGAGGAGCCUUUUAGGAGGCAGGAGUCUCAACCGGUUCUCAAGUUUCGUCACGAGCGGCGCAGAGGAAUGGGUGUUGCAAGGCACAGGCGAGGAGGAAACGACACUGCCAUUCAGGCAUGGCAGAGAAGCCUCAGAGCAAAGCAUCAACGAAGAUGACAUCGGACAACCACAAAGGUCAGGAGAGACAGAGAGGCACUUCGUCGACGCAGGCCCUGCAUGGAAGAGCAAGAUCCCCGCGUUCCGCGUCUUGGUGCAUUCUCCCUCGAAGAGGAGCUCAGUGCUCACAGGGCCAUUCACGAUAUACACGCUGACGUCCUUGUUCGAGCCAGAGCACUCGACCCACUUCCGCUCCGCCUCCAUGCUUGCUGCGGACGAUGACGAGGAGGACGACACACCGGACGCGCCGACUAGCAUCACCGUUCAGCGACGGUUCUCGCACUUUGUUGUGCUGCAUACAGCGCUAACGCGGGGGCUGCCUGGGAUCGCCCUGCCUCCCCUGCCCGAGAAGCAGUAUGCCGGCCGGUUCAAUGAUGAGUUCGUCGAGGCGAGGCGAGGGGACCUCGAACGAUACAUCAAUCGUGUCGUGCGGCACCCGAUCGCUCGGUACGCGGAGGUGCUGACGUUCUUCCUUGGUUGCGAGAGCGAGGCGGAGUGGAAAAAACAGCUGCCGCGCUAUCUCGCGCUGCCUCCCAAGGGGCCCACAUUCUACGCGCAGAUCUACCAUCCUGCAUUUAACGUUGAUGCGGAGGAUGCCUCGGAGGCCGUUGAGAGAUUCGUGCAGCAUACACGGGCGGUCGGGAAGGGCGUGCAGUGGCUGAGAGGCAUCUUUGGUAAGGUCCGUGAAGCGAGAGUAGAGAUGUCGAAGGCCGAACGACUACUCUCCUACUCGCUACUUUCGCUCAUCACAUCAAAACCCCUCGCGUCGGCGUCCAGUGCGAGCGAUGACGAGAGUGACGAGCAGGAUAGCUCGAAGUGCAAGGGACACAUGAAUGAAGACGGUGCCUGGUGUUGGCGCGAGAAUUGCACAGAAUGUCUGAGGUUGACAAAGGCGAUGCAGAAGACGGCGGAAUCGCUGCAGAGCGUGGCUGACAUGUACGAUGACCAUGCACGGAGGACGCAGUUAGCUACCCACGAGGCAUUGAAGAAUGUAUCACAUCCAGACACCAUUCAUGCGGCAGUAAUCGACACCCAUCAAUCUACCCUAUCCAGAUACCAGGAGGCGAUACAAGAGGGCAAGGAAGAUGAAGAAAUGGCGGCACGCUGCGAGACCGUGCUCAACACCACGAUGGCAGAAAUGGACAUCUACCACAUGCAGAAGGUGGAGGACUUCCAGACGCUAGCAAAGGACCACCUGGACGGAGAGAUCGCACUCUACGAACAGAUCCUCACGCGCCUCCGCGCUGCCCGAGCGGCCUUCGACGAGCCACAAUAUAGCGCGCUCAGCCGGUCACCGCGACAAUCGUCGCGCUACGAGCGCGAGCUGGAGCACCCCCGCCUCGCGCCGUCGCCGCUUCCGCAACCGUGCCCGCACGUGUUUGACUCGGCUCCGAUCAGGCCAGUCAGCGUGGCGAUACAGGAGGGAGUGGGGAUGCUUCUUGGCGGCGCGAAUACGGCUGCGAGGGGGAGCAUCCUUGGAAAGCUGUGGUAG
Molecule: messenger RNA, 2298 nt
Organism: Laetiporus sulphureus 93-53
Lineage: Eukaryota; Fungi; Basidiomycota; Agaricomycetes; Polyporales; Laetiporaceae
Exons: 9
Coding region: 1-2298 (765 amino acids)
Biological process (GO): plasma membrane tubulation; endosomal transport; endocytosis
Cellular component (GO): cytoplasmic vesicle; plasma membrane
Molecular function (GO): protein binding; phosphatidylinositol binding
Source: RefSeq, a predicted model, not a curated record